CAUUUGGUUUAUUUUCGGUUUACAUUUUUGCUUUAUUUUUUAUUUGUAUUUGUAUCAAAUGUCCUAUGGUCUACUGCAUAAAGGAAUAGCCUAACAAGUGUUUUUUCCCCCCCCUAUCAGCUUCCCCACAUGCCUCAUAUCAGCGAGUGUCUAAUGAAACGAAAUCUGAAACCUACCGACUUGAGAGACAUGACGCUGGGCCAGCUUCAAGUUAUAGUCAACGACCUGCACUCCCAGAUUGAGAGUCUGAAUGAGGAGCUUGUACAAUUGCUACUGAUUCGGGAUGAACUACACAUGGAGCAAGACGCCAUGCUGGUUGACAUUGAGGACCUCACCAGGCAUGCCGAGAGCCAGCAGAAACAUUUGGCUGAGAGGACCCUAUCCAAAUAAGAUGCCCGUCCCAUCCAGUCCCUGCUCAGAUCUGUUGCCCCUCUGCAAACUUUAACCCCUGCUCCAAGACAAACUUUUCCUCUCCGGAUCAUUUCCUCUGCUCCCCGUGUCUAUCCGAAACUUCCCCGCUUGUCCCAAGUAUUUUUGCUCCCACCCCACUUCCCCCACCCCUGUUUCCUGCCGUUUCCCACCCUGCCAACUCACUGACUUCACCGGUAGCAACAGCACAGAAGAAAAGACACUCUCUCAAACUGCUUCUCCCAGCACCGAAGGACGGAGCAGCGCUUCCUACUUCCCGGGAGAAGAGGGAAGCUGAUUGUGUGUCGUCAUAGAUUCUGUCCCCCAGGCUUCCUGUGCAGUAAUCGGCCUUGCUUUGCUGCUGUUUCUUUUCAACUUUCUACAUUUGCCACUAAAUUAUAACUGUUCAAAUGCAAAAAAAUAAAAAAAAAAUGUGGAAAAGAAUAAAAUAAUAGUUAAAACUUUAGUAGAAAGUCAGUCAUGAGAAGAAGAAAAAAAGAAAAAAAAACUGUAUGACAAGAAAACUUCAAACUAACUUCUUCAGAUCAUUUUAAGUUGGACUCAACGAUGAACCGUUUUUAUUCUGCACAAAAGGUAGUUUUCAACUGAGAAAUGUUUGUCCGAAGGUGUUAAAACGAGUGUAAAAGGAAACAUGCCUGCUUUGUAGUGGAGUUGUAGACUUUGGUAAUACGUUCACUCUGAACUGCUCUCUCAGCAUUUUGUGAAUGUUGAAUCUUUCUGACACGAGUCAUUUCAAAUGAAUAAGUGUGUUAAUAUAAUUUUCAUCCUGCUGUAUUCAGAUGCUUUAUUUGAGGGAAGAAAUGUUUAUGUACAGAUAUGUAAAAUAAAGAAUAAACUUGGUUUCGUAA
This is a messenger RNA of Fundulus heteroclitus (mummichog), 1277 nucleotides long. Its product is annotated as schwannomin-interacting protein 1-like. Bases 130 to 390 code for a protein of 86 amino acids. The transcript has 3 exons. The record is from RefSeq and is a predicted model, not a curated record. NCBI's taxonomy places the organism in Eukaryota, Metazoa, Chordata, Actinopteri, Cyprinodontiformes, Fundulidae. Gene Ontology annotation, biological process: positive regulation of hippo signaling. Gene Ontology annotation, cellular component: plasma membrane; cell junction.